AUGAGGGGGGAUGGUGGAAGAUUGGGUAUGGAAAGCGACGAAGAUAAGUGUCUCGUUUCGCGUGGGAUGCGACCAGCAGCAGAGAAAAUAAAGCAGUCUGAGCCAGACAAAAACACAGAACGCAAGGCGAAAGCUGGCAAACGAGGUGCAACAGAAUUCCAAACCGAGGCUGGACCGUCGAAGCGACGACUGCAGAGCAAUGAAAGAAGAAAGCGGAAGUCCCCAGUCACUGAUGUCCGUGGUGACCCCCUUGGGAUCAUUCAUGAUUCUGGGAAUUUGACUCGUAUUAGCUUCCUACUCCUGCAACUAGUACUUGAAGGUGUCAAUCCAUUCAAUCAACUGGCAACAUGUCACACUCGCUAG
Molecule: messenger RNA, 363 nt
Organism: Morchella sextelata
Lineage: Eukaryota; Fungi; Ascomycota; Pezizomycetes; Pezizales; Morchellaceae
Exons: 8
Coding region: 1-363 (120 amino acids)
Source: RefSeq, a predicted model, not a curated record